AUGAUCCCUAGGAUUAACCAGUUUGACCUACCCUCCCAGAGCCUGCAACAUGAGGUGAACAAGGGCCAGGAAUUCUACCAGGAAAUUGGCAGCAACAUAAAGGAAGCUGAGAAUCUGAUGGAGAGAAUGAGAGACUGUGGUCAAAAGCCAAUCGCUCAACUGGCCCAGUACAUGGAGAGCCUGAAACAUCUCCGACAUCGGUGGUGCAGGGUCAACCAAGGGAUAGACACCAGGGUAAUUAUACUGGAGGACAUCUUUCAGAAGCUGAGCAGGUACCAGCAGUGUCACCAGCAGCUGCUCACACAUUUUCAGCGUGAUGGUAACAUGGGACAGAGCAACACUCCUGGUGAAAAGGAACUGGAGCUGCUGAAGGAGUUAGUGGAAUCAGCAGAACAUUAUGGGGCAGCUUGCAAGGUAAUCCCUCACUGGGAAUCCCAGCAACAGAGUUACAUAAGGAUCUGUGCAGUUUCAGACAUGGUUCUCACAGAGACCUCAUAG
Molecule: messenger RNA, 498 nt
Organism: Chiloscyllium plagiosum (whitespotted bambooshark)
Lineage: Eukaryota; Metazoa; Chordata; Chondrichthyes; Orectolobiformes; Hemiscylliidae
Source: RefSeq, a predicted model, not a curated record